Colletotrichum orchidophilum is the source of this 3753-nucleotide messenger RNA. RefSeq lists its product as uncharacterized. The record is from RefSeq and is a predicted model, not a curated record. The transcript has 4 exons. Lineage: Eukaryota; Fungi; Ascomycota; Sordariomycetes; Glomerellales; Glomerellaceae. Gene Ontology annotation, molecular function: carbohydrate:proton symporter activity. Gene Ontology annotation, cellular component: membrane. The coding region runs from base 1 to 3753 and encodes 1250 amino acids. Gene Ontology annotation, biological process: carbohydrate transport; transmembrane transport.
AUGGUCCAAUUCAAUACGUAUUAUCUCCUCACCAUCAUUAUUAUCUCGUGCGGGUCUAUUCCCAAGGGCUACGAUGAAGGCGGAUUCAGCGCUGCGACGGGCCUGGCGUCCUUCAAGGAUGACUUUGGCCUCGUCUCGAGCCUGUGGAAGGGCAACGCGUCUGGUCUCGCCGACCGCAAGGCCAACAUCUCGUCCUUUGGCGUCCUCGGCGCCGCGUUCGGUUCCAUAAUUGCCCUCGCCGUCAAUGAUCGGCUCGGACGACUGAGGGCGUGGCAGCUGUUCAUCGCCGUCUGGAUGACGGGCUGUCUGAUGCAGGUCUUCUCGUCCGGGAUACUGGGGUUGAUGCUCUUCGCCCGUAUAUGGGGCGGGCUCGGCGCCGGUGGGCUUACCGUCGUUGCGCCACUAUACCUCUCCGAGAUUGCGCCAGCGAGGUCGCGCGGCAUGGUCGUCAGUAUAUACAUGGUCGUGUUGCUGUCGUUUCUCACCCUUGGCUUCUUCAUCAACUACGCCGCCAACGCGACGCUCGCAGCGACGAGGAUGCAGUACCGCCUCGUCAUAGCCAUCCCCCUUAUACCCGUGGGCCUAGCUUUCAUCGCCUCCUUCUUCCUCGACGACACCCCGCGAUGGCUCGCAUCCCGUGACCGCGGCGACGAGGCCCUCGCCGUCCUCGCAAAGCUCCGGCACGCCGACCCGAGCGAUCACGCCCUCGCCACCGAAUACGACGAGAUCCACGAACAGAUCCGCACACGGCAGCAGAUCCUCGCCGACUCCUCCACCUGGGCCAUCAUCAAGGACAUUGCCACCAUCCCCACCUACCGCACGCGCUUCCUCCUCGGCGCCGUCAUGCAGACCGUCGCGCAGUGGUCCGGUGGCAACGGCAUCACCUACUAUAUACCCGAGAUCUUCCGCUACGCCGGCGUCGUCGGCGACAACACGUCCCUCAUUACUAGCGGCGCGUACGGCGCCGUCAAGCUCGUCUUUACCAUGAUCUUUACGUGGGGUCUCGUCGACGUCUUUGGGCGCCGGCGGUGCUUUAUGACGGGCUUAUUUUUGCAGUGCAUCACGCACGUGUACAUGGCAAUCUACAUGGCCAUCUGGAUUGACGGCACCAACAAGCCUGCGUCCGAUGCCGCCAUCGCUUCCGUAUUCAUCUACGCCGUUGGCUGGUCCAUUGGCUUAUGCACGGUGCAGUACCUGUACGGCACGGAAAUCUACCCCACCCGCAUCCGCAGCGUCUCCUACGCGAGCAACAUGGCCCUGCACUGGUUCUUCCAAUUCGCCGUGGUGCGGGUGACACCCAACAUGUUUGUCAGCCUUAACGUGUGGGGCGCAUACGUCUUCUGGGCGUGCGUCUGCGGCGCGGGCCUCGUCAUCCUCGGGCUGUGGGCGCCGGAGACGAAGGGCAUCCCCAUGGAGAAGAUGGAAGAGCUCUUCAGCGGCCGGUGGUGGAUGGGAUGGAGGGCGAGCGUGGAUCUGGCUUCGAGCGAGACGAAGCCUUUUGGCAGAGGCGACUCGUCGGGCGAGGAAUCAAAAGAAGGCGCUUUUACGCAUGACCGGAAGACGGAUGGCAACGUCGUUGCGAACGUCAUCAAUGUCCUCGGCAAAUUUUCUUUCGCGUCUUCUUCUUCUCUUUACUAUAAAUCAUUCAAUGCGUCUGCUUGGAUGUGUGUGUGCUUGAAUUCGUUCUGUACAACGAAAGCAAACAUGGAGAAGAAACAGGUCGCAGAGACGCGCCCGCCGCCAUCCCCGCCGCCGCCUCGACGGACCGGAAUGCGCGGACGUCUCAUGCUCGCCGGCGCCGUCUUGUUGGUUGGUUUGUGUAACAUUUACCUCAGAAAAAAUUUCCGGCUGGAGCAGAUUCGUCGAGGGGAUCUUGCGUCACACCCAGUCCCCGUCCGAGAAUCUCCCUUUGGCCGGUUCCCUCUGCCCAAGGACCCUUUCCGGCUCAUCCCUUGCACAAAUGCAACCAUCCCGCCGGCCCUUGACGAUGCCCACCCUGAAAAGACGUGGGCGAGCUCCUUUGACCCAGACCCAUCCAAUUGGAGCUGGGGAAACAAGACCGUCUCGGUUGAUGGCGAUGAUGGUGACCCCUUCUCCGGCCGAGGCAUCUACCUCUGCGGCUACCUGGAGGUGCCGCUAGACUACACCAACAAAUCAGACGACCGGAUCGUCCGACUCGCUAUCAUCAAGUACCAGGUCUCGGGCCUAGCUCGCGUAGGCGAGCCCGACAACGGCACCAGAAACCCGCCCCCCGGCGGCCGAAGCGAGCGCACCAUUGUCCUUGAGCCGGGCGGACCAGGCGGAAGCGGAACUUCCUACGGCUGGAGAGUCUCGGAACAAGUUACCAAGAGGCUCAGUGACGGCAAGUUCGACGUGCUAGCCUGGGACCCGAGAGGCGUGAACAUCACACGCCCCUCCAUCUCCUGCUUCCCCUACGACGUCGACCGAGACCACUGGUCCAUGCUGACCGGGCAGUACCUCGAGGUCUCCGCCAACGUGACGCGCCAGCUCGAAAUCAGCGACGCCAUGAACGAUGCCAUCUUCCAGGCCUGCUGGGAAACCCACGGCGACCUCGGUCGCUUCAUGGGCACGGCCAUUGUCUCGCGCGACCUGGAGGAGAUCCGCAAGGCUCUCGGCGAGGACGAGUUGACGGGAUACCUCGUCAGCUACGGCACCGGUAUCGGGCAGACCUAUGCCAACAUGUUCCCGGACAGCGUCGGUCGGAUCAUCCUGGACGGGACGGAAUACGUGCGCGACCACCGUGAACUGGGCGGUUUCGGAUGGACUGCGCUCGACAACGGCACCGACGCCUGGUACGACGGCUUCCUCGGCGAAUGCCUCAAUGCCGGCCCGGAUCACUGCGUGCUGGCAAAACCUGAUAGCAGCAGCAGCACCGAGCCCAUCGUGCUAAAAGAUCUGGAUAAGCGCAUGAUGUCCCUAUUCACAUCCCUCAUCGACCGCCCCGUCGUCGGGUACACGAAAGAGAGCGGCCCGUCCCUCGUGACGUACUCGGUCCUCGUGGCCGCAAUCUACUCUGCACUCUACAAUGCCCAAAGCUGGCCGGCCCUCGCCCAGAUGCUAUACGAACUCGAGCAGGGCAACUCGACCCUCGCCGCCGCGUUCCUGGAACGCCAGGCCUGGCAGUACGACCCGACCCUCCCCGCGACGCCCAACAAGCGGCCCUCAUCGUCUGAACUUACCUUUAUCGUUAUCUGCGCAGACUCCUACGACGCACCGCUGCCGCCCGGCGACGGGUUGGCCUACUGGGAAUCCCUCUGGAUCAACAUGACGGCCCAAUCCUGGGUCGCGGGCAACCCCCGCUUCUCCGACGUGUUUCCCUGCCAGCAUUUCACAAAGUACUGGCCAGAGCCGGCGGAUGUGUACCGCGGGGACCUGAACCACACUCUCAAGAACCCGAUUUUGCUCAUCGCGGAGACGUACGAUCCGGCUACGCCGCUGCGCAACGGCCGCAGGUUGCUGGACGAGAUGGGAAGGAACGCGAGGUUGAUUGCGCAUCAUGGGUACGGACACUCGUCGAGGGACACGUCUGAUUGCACGGAUAGUAUAGCAAAGAGGUAUAUUCUCGAGGGAACGUUGCCUGAGGAGGCGGAGACGGCAUGCUAUGCUAAUGAGAAGCCGUAUUUGUAUGGUGUCAAGGAGAAGGGGGUGAGGGCUACGGGUGCUGAUGGGGGCUGGGAUCCUGUCGGUGCUUGGCGGGAGCAUCAGCGGGAGGUGGCUUACUUGCGUCUUUGA